AUGCAUCCAAGUAUUGCAUAUUGCUUUAAGAUCUACACCCAGCACCAGCGUAUCUGGCUCGGCACCUUCAAGUCGGAACGCGAGGCCGCCGCCGCCUACGACAGCGCCGCCGUCAGCCUGCGCGGCCGCCCCACCCACCGCAACAUCCCAUGGACCUCAGUCACGGCCCACGAGCCCAACUUCCAGGCCCAAUUCACUCCGGACAUUGUCCUUGCUAUGAUCAAAGACGGGUCCUACGCGGGCCGAUUCUCCGACUACCUCCGGGCCCACCACCACCACGACCCAACCCUUUCGGGCCCACACAACCGGGCCUUUCGCCACCUCUUCCAGAAGGAGCUCACCCCAAGCGACGUGGGCAAGCUCAACCGACUAGUAAUCCCGAAAAAGUACGCGCUUAAAUUUCUUCCUCAGAUUCCCUACAUUAAGGAUGGGGGCAAUGAUGGUAAUAAUAAUAAUGUGGAUGAUUUGGAGUUGGUUUUUUUCGAGCGUUGUAUGAGCAAGUCGUGGAAGUUGAGGUACUGUUACUGGAAGAGUAGUCAGAGCUUUGUGUUCACUAGGGGAUGGAAUAGGUUUGCCAAGGAGAAGAAGUUGCGAGCGAAGGAUAGAGUUAUUUUCUCCUUGUAUGAGGCUGGGGAGCAGAAGCUGUCUGUGAUUGACGUGGCGUAUUUCGAGGGUUUUGGGCAAAAGGAAUUAAUGGAGGAUAGAGAAGAAGGUCGGAGUAUUGGGGAAAUUGCAGUUGUUGAAGAGGGGAAGGAUAUUAUUGGCAGUAGGGUUGAAGUUGGUCUGGAGGAGGCCAAGGGCUUUAGGCUUUUCGGGUUUCAAAUUGUUUGA
This is a messenger RNA of Striga asiatica, 831 nucleotides long. Lineage: Eukaryota; Viridiplantae; Streptophyta; Magnoliopsida; Lamiales; Orobanchaceae. The record is from the annotation of a GenBank genome assembly.